AUGCAUCCGUUCGCGACGUUCGUCCUGAGGAGCUACUACAAGGCCACCGGCUGGAACGAAGACAACCUCUACGCCAACCUCACCCGCUCCUCCAAUGCCAUCCUCGACUUCACCGUCCCGCGCGGGCUGCACUUCCACAUCUCAAAGUCCCCGAACACGCUCUUCAAGACGACGUACUCGAUGAACGCCCUCCCGUCCCUUAACGGCUCCGUGGGCUACAUCUUCACCUCGUGCGGCCUCGACAUCACCGGCUCCGGCGACGUCCGCUUCAAGGACGUCAUCGACCGCUUCAGGGUGUACGACCAGCCGCGCAGGCCUGAGGGCAAGGAGGAGGAGUUCUUGGCCGGAGAGCCCGUUGACACCCGUGACUACCUGCUCUACGGCCGCGUGUACAUCCCAACCGGCCGCCUCGACGCGCUCGCCUCGACACGGCUCUCGCCCACGCUCCAGGCGCUCGUCGCCGCCAUCUCCGACCCGCGCGCGGACCUCACGCAGUCGCGCUUCAGCCGCGGCGGCGCGUCGCCGAGCAACGUCAUGCUCAACCUCCAGCACGACACCGGCCGCUGGUGCACCGAGUACACGUACAGCGCCGAGGACAGCAUGCUCGGCGUGCGCGUGCUGCAUAACUUCGGCAGGCUCGGCGCGCCCGCGGACAGCGCUGAGGAGAGCGAGCGCGCGCGCGACAAGCGGAUCGACGAGGAGGACGCGAUGGAGGGCGGGCUUAAGGGGCGCAUAUCGGUCGGCGCGGAGGUGUACUUCAGCGCGAAGGAGAGAAGCGCAGGAGUCUCCACCGGCAUCCGCUUCACGACCUUCCCCGACGCGACGCCGCCCUCCUUCCAGCUCCCCCCAGAAUCCCCACUCUCGCCCACCCCACCCCCGCCCCCGCCCGCAUCCCCCUCGCAGCCGCCCACCACGAUCACGGCCCUCUUCAACCCCAUGAUGGGCCACAUGUCCGGCGCGUACGCCGCGCGCGUCUCGCGCGACCUCUCCCUCUGCUCCCGCUUCGACUUCAACGUCUACAGCUACGAGAGCGAGUGGACGAUGGGCGCCGAGUGGUGGCUCCGCCGCUCAAAGUCAAAGUCCCAGGACAGCGACCCCGCCGCGCCCGCCCUGGCCUCCCCCGAGCCCGCCGCGGACGCGCCUUGGUCCGCCGAAGAGAUCACGGGCGUCGUCAAAGCGCGCGCAUCGACCUCCAACGACGUUGCAUUGAUGUGGGAAGGCCGUCUCAAGAAUCUCCUGAUCAGCCUGGGCGUCGUCUCCAACCUCUCCAGCCGCUCGAAGCCCAUCAAAUCACUAGGACUCGAACUCUCCUACUUUAGUUCCGGAUGA
Molecule: messenger RNA, 1329 nt
Organism: Heterobasidion irregulare TC 32-1
Lineage: Eukaryota; Fungi; Basidiomycota; Agaricomycetes; Russulales; Bondarzewiaceae
Exons: 5
Coding region: 1-1329 (442 amino acids)
Biological process (GO): protein insertion into mitochondrial outer membrane; phospholipid transport; mitochondrial outer membrane translocase complex assembly
Cellular component (GO): ERMES complex; SAM complex
Source: RefSeq, a predicted model, not a curated record